AUGUUUUAUUGCUGUAUUGAAGCAAAUCCCUUCAGUGUUCAAUAAUGUUAGAAUUUGCGAAAGUAAUAGCUUAUUUUAUUAGUAUUUAGUUCUGAUAAAAAGAAAAAAAAUGUGAUAUAGAUAUUUUGUAAAUUUUUGUAUCAAAGUGACGACAUUCUUUCCUCACAUGUUCCACAAGCGCAGAUAUAUUGACCAUUAUUAGAUCGAAAUUGACCAACUUAGCGUCUCUUUACCGCCGAUUGAAAUAGAAAAGCAUGUAAUGAAAGACAGAGAAAAAAAUUAAAGAAGUAUUUUGAGAAAAACCAUUAAAAAUAUAUGAACCGUAUUUCGACCAUCAAGUGGUAGCGUCCGAAAACAUCGUGUUAUAUGCUUUCUGUAGUUCUUUCUCGCACAAAUAUCUUUCUCAUUAUGUUAUGUUCUUCUUGUUCUUUUGCUUUUAUUUAAGCGUACGUUCUUUUGCGCGAACAACUGAACAUUACAAUGGAUCGAAUUAAAAACCUGUUUCGUCGUUGAUGACAGUGUAUCUUUCAGCAAACUAUUGUGCUAUUGGUGCUGAUUUUAUGUUGAACAACUUUAACCAAGAAAACGAAAUUACAACUGACCAUUGAAUGGUCUGUGCUUACAAUCUUUUUAAUUUGAUUUUUUUUUUUCUGUAAUUUGGAUAGUUUCGUGAAUAAAACGUUACAGAGAAAUCCUGUGCGAAACAAAAGGUUAAAAGACUUGUUUAUAUAUUUAAUGUGACAGUGAAUUUUUGACGUAAUAAGGAUGUACAACUAAGAUGAACUAAUAAUUUUUUGUGGAUGUUUUAUUUUUGGCAUUGGUAAGUUGAAAAUGGAAUUGAACAAUAUGGGCUAUUCAUCACAUCACCAACGUGACCGAAAUGAGAGACGUUAUUCAGUACCACAAGGUCCAAAUGCGCCAAUAAUACCGGCUGCUUCAGAAGAUCUGCACGCCUGGUCAAUUUAUAGGCAAAAUUUGAAUUCAGACUUUACUGAUAGUGCCUUGGGCUCAUCGGAUAAAUCACCACUGCCAUAUGGAAACUUUCAGCUGAGAGAUACCACUGUUCAGUCAAUAUUAAAUCAUCCUAGGUAUGGGCCAAAAAGUCCCUUAAGUUCAAACAUGUAUACCUAUCUUAAGUUCGGUCUACCACGCGUUUUUCCACCAAAUAUGUCUUCACAACGUUCACAUCGAGCAGGACCUGGGCCGGGCUAUAAAGGCCACACAAACAAUGGUUAUCGAGAUAGUUCUGGUGCUAUUUCAUCUGGCUACGAUAGUAGUGAUAAUGAAACAACAACACAUCGUGGUCGCAAUCCGCCUAAUAAACAAAUUCGUAAGUUUCGAAGUGAGUCAGACUUUCGUGCAAUUGGAAUGGGCAAUUCGCGACCUAGUCCAUAUAUGCAUAGUGGAGCUAAUCCAUCCCUAUCCGCAUUGCGACAACAUAGUCGAGCGAGUAUAGCUGGAAUUCAUUUGCAUAAUCAAAUGAAUGGUGGAAAGCACUAUGGAUCGACAAACUAUCGUUCCCAUAGUGAGGCAGAUCUAUUGGGUGGCACAAGCGGACAUGAAACGAUUCAUGAUACGAUUGGUAGAGACUAUCAAAGACAUAUGCGACACUAUGUAUCCGAUGUUCCAUUAUCAAAUUUAUCACCAUCACGUCGUCAAUCUGCUGCAAUGGCACUUGUUUACCCCAAUAUACAGGUACAUUGUUUGGAUAUUGAACCGAAUUUGAGAGGAGUAUCUUUUCAAGCAAAAGCUGGUGACUUAUUUGCUGUAAUGGCAACAUCAAGUCAUGAAGGAACUCAACUUUUAGAAACUCUUGCCGGACUAAAGGAUAGAACAUCGGGCGAAAUUCUAAUAAACGGACAACGAAUUUCACAACAUGGAUUGAAAAAUCUAUGUAGUUACGUGCCAGCACCGGAAAAAUGUUCACUUGAUCCACGGAUGAGCGUAAAAAGUAUACUUAAUUUUUAUGCAACACUUCGCGGACCAAAUGCAACAAUUAAUUCUAAGCAACAGAUAAACGUUCUCAUUGAUGACUUGGGCUUAUCAAGUGUGAGGGCUUCAAAUAUAUCACGCUUAACACAAUCAGAAAAACAGCGUCUUUGCGUCGCCUGUCAAUUGCUUACAGAUGCAACUGUAUUGAUAUUAGAUCAGAUUACGACAAAUAUGGAUAUAUUUGAUACGUUCUUUCUAGUCGAAUAUCUGCGACAAUGGUGCAGCAACGGUAAAAUGGUUAUCAUGACUUUGCAACCACCAACAUUCGAAAUACUGUCCAUGUGCUCAGGUGUUCUUUUGAUGAGUGGGGGACGUACUGUGUAUAGCGGGAGUCGUUCAGAUCUACCACGUUAUAUGGGAAGUGUUGGUUUUCCAUGUCCACCCUUUAAAAAUCCAGCUGACUAUUACUUGGACUUAGUGACAUUAGAUGAUUUAUCUGCUGCUGCGAUGCUAGAAUCAUCAGCAAGAAUUGAAACAUUAGCCAAUGCAUGGGAUCAAAUGAAUUCCGAGCCACCUUUAGCUGCUCCACCAACUGCUUUGCCAUACUUUGUCCGCACUGCCGGUUUCUGUGGUCAAUUUUAUGCACUAUUCAAGCGUUUUAUCAUCUACAAACAGCCCGGAUCGAUAUUAUCAUGGAUUAGUAAGCUUAUUGUCGCAGCCAUUCUGUCGUUAUUAAUCGGCUGUAUUUAUUGGGAUGUUCCAUCAAGUGAUCCGCAAUUGAAAUAUAAUGAUCGUUUCGGCUAUCACCACAGCGUGAUGAUACUUGGUGUGUUUCCCUUAUUAUUCAUGACCAUAAAGGAUAUUCACACAGAUAGAAAAUAUGCCGAAAAAGAUAUUGCGUUAAAAUUUUAUGGUGGAACUGUUUACAUUAUAACACAGGUUCUUCUAAAUCUAUUGCCAUCUUUGUGUAUAUGGUUGGCAUAUCUCCUUCCUGCUCAUUCUAUGUCGGGCCUGUAUUCAAAUUCAGAUGAAAAUAACAUCUGGCAGUAUAUUGGUUACAUGCUACUUUUUUUAACUGUAUUACAAAUACUUGCACAUUUCUGUUCGCACCUCGUAAAUACGAAAAUGGCAUCUUCCAUCUUAUUGAUGUUAUUGAUUAUGGCGAUCACAACAGUCGGAGGUUAUAGUGUGCACAUCGGUGAGAUAGCCUCAUAUUUGUGGUGGUUUGAAAGUUUUUCACCACAAAGAUGGCUCUUGCCAAUUAUAAUAUAUAAUGAAUUCACUCAAGAAACAUUGGCAAAUACAGCUGGUCAACAAUUGUGUCGAAAUAAGCAUGUCCAACGACAAGAGAUCAUUGUACAACAUCCAUGUCCUAUACCGAAUGGCACGAAGGUUCUGGCCGAUCAUUGGUUACUUCGGGAAAAUCACAUUCUCGACUCAAAAGAUCCAGAAUCGUUUACAAUAAUUGCAUUGUCAAUAACGUGGUUUGUGAUAUUUGUUCUCACUUGCCUGGUGUUCAUUACUAACGUACGAAAACUGUUCCAAAAGAAAAGCAGCAAAGUGAAAAAUUCCUAAUUACAUCAAUUGUUGAAACGUAUACAAAAAAAAAAAACAAUAUUUGCAAUAAAACAAAGUGACAUAAACAUAUA
This is a messenger RNA of Contarinia nasturtii (swede midge), 3581 nucleotides long. RefSeq names its product ATP-binding cassette sub-family G member 8. The record is from RefSeq and is a predicted model, not a curated record. Gene Ontology annotation, cellular component: plasma membrane. NCBI's taxonomy places the organism in Eukaryota, Metazoa, Arthropoda, Insecta, Diptera, Cecidomyiidae. The coding region runs from base 832 to 3507 and encodes 891 amino acids. Gene Ontology annotation, molecular function: ABC-type transporter activity; ATP hydrolysis activity; ATP binding. The transcript is spliced from 11 exons.